UAUCUCCUGCUGCUAACAACACCACCACUACCACAGCCACAAGUUCAACAAUAUCUUCAAGAAAUACUUCAGCAGUUUGGGAUCACUUUACAUUAUUAUCAAAUGAACUAAAGGCAAAAUGUAAAUAUUGCAAAAGUAUCUAG
Dentiscutata erythropus is the source of this 143-nucleotide messenger RNA. NCBI's taxonomy places the organism in Eukaryota, Fungi, Glomeromycota, Glomeromycetes, Diversisporales, Gigasporaceae. The record is from the annotation of a GenBank genome assembly.